Messenger RNA from Macrosteles quadrilineatus (aster leafhopper), 724 nucleotides. RefSeq lists its product as uncharacterized. The record is from RefSeq and is a predicted model, not a curated record. Bases 71 to 724 code for a protein of 217 amino acids. The transcript has 4 exons. Lineage: Eukaryota; Metazoa; Arthropoda; Insecta; Hemiptera; Cicadellidae.
CUAUCCUAAAAUUAUAUUCGUUCAACCCAAAUAUACUUAGAACAACCAAAAUUAAUUUAAAACUUUAUACAUGGGUUCAAAUAGAAUUCAGAAGUUGUUAUUUUCUGAGUACAGUGACCUGGAGGACAUAGUGUUGGUGGAAGGACCUUUUGCAGAAACUGAUCGAGAAGGAAGAGGCAUUCGUCAAGUGCAGAUAGGACUGACUCCCACCAAGCUCAUCGUCGCGUCCUACUACGUGGAGCCUGUGGCAGAGAUGGAUCAUGACUGGAGGUCUCCUAGAGGUCAGGACUUGGACAUCGAGAGUUUCGAGCUGGUGUCAGCCUAUCCGGUGGAGAGCGUCAACCUAUCUGUGUACAGACGACGGCGCAGACAAACGUUGAAGGCCCGCUUCUGCAACGGGAAGGUGGUCUUCUUCGAGAUAGGUGGAUGGCAGGAGCGUAAGAUGCUGUGGUCUCUGUGGUGUGAGAGGGUAAAGUUCCUCUCCCCCUACGAGAGUGGAAACUCCGUCUCCGAGACUUCCAUAGGGAGCAGCACCAGCAGUAGUCCCUCCCUGUAUAUCGCCAGGAGCUCUCUCUCCGUCAACAAGACUGGGACUCCGACCCUGUGGAAUCAUUACGCCUGUGGAGAGAGUUCCUGGAUGGAUCCCAAUUUGUAUCUGGGUCCAAAUUUCAAGGACAAAGGCAUCAGCGGAUUUACAAUUUUUGGUUUGAAGAGUACAAGGUAA